Messenger RNA from Caenorhabditis sp. 36 PRJEB53466, 4035 nucleotides. NCBI's taxonomy places the organism in Eukaryota, Metazoa, Nematoda, Chromadorea, Rhabditida, Rhabditidae. The record is from the annotation of a GenBank genome assembly.
AUGGACAACGGACAUAUUGGUACGGAUUUGAGCCUGUCUUUUGUGAAAUUUUCAGCCUGGUUGAAUUAUCUAGAGAUGUAUUGAAUUGAACAGGAAAGGUUUUCCGGUUCAUUUCAAUACAUCUCUAGAUCGGAUAGUUCAAUCGGGCUGAAACUUUCACUAAAUAUAAUCAUUUUCAACUCAAUCAUCUCCCGCAAUUUUCAGAAGAGACUAACAACGUUGAGGUCGACCCGGCCACCGGAGGAGUCGUCAUGAGCUUCAGCUACGCUUCUGACUUCCCGACACUCCCGGAAGCGGCGCCGGCGACGGCUCCAACUGCCAAACAAGUGAACGUGUGGCACCGCUCGAACCUGUCGAAGGCCGACGUGACGAUCACCUUCCGUUUGGCGUCGGACGAGCGCUCGAACAAGGUGAAGAGCUUUGGAAACACGUCGGACGAGUCGAAGAAGGCGCAGGCGAUCGCUUCGGCUACUAGUGAGUUCAAUUGAAGCGUUACAGCUCGAGUAACUAUAAAAUUGUAGAGACGAGAAUCGAGUUGUCCGAGUCGAAGGACGGAGAACUGACGGUGGUUGUGAAGGGAGAGCGCGCCAAGGCCGAGGAGGCCCGUGCCCGCAUCAUUCGCGACCUCCAAACCCAAGCCUCUCGCGAGAUCAACAUCCCGAAGGACCAUCACGGACGUCUCAUCGGAAAGGAGGGACAAUUGCUGCGAAGCCUCGAGGCGGAGACCAACUGCCGCAUCCAGAUUCCGCCACGCGAUGAGAAGACGUCGAUCAUCACGAUCACGGGACCGCGCGAAGGCAUCCAACGUGCCGCCCAGCACAUUUUGGCUGUCUCGGAGCGCGAAGCUCGUCUCGCCACCGAGCACAUUGUCUGCCCGAAGCACCUCGUGCCGUUCGUACGUGGACCGUUCAACGAGACUUACGAUCGCCUGAGCAACGAGACGGGCGUCAAGAUCAACAUUCCGCCGUCGCACGUCACCAACGAGGUCAUCUCGGUGACGGGAGAACGCGACGGAGUGCUCCGCGCCGCCGCCGAGAUCCGCAAGAUUGUCGAGUCGAAGAAGGACGUGUCGACAAUCACUGUGCAAGUCGCGCGCACCCAGCACCGCUACAUUGUCGGACAAUCACGCUCCGGAAUCCACGAGGUGCUCCAGAAGACGGGCGUCGUUGUGGAGGUGCCGCCAGAGGACUCGAACUCGGAUCAGAUCACUCUGAUCGGAGCCGCCAACGAUCUCGCCAAGGCCCUCGCGCUCGUCAUCGAGAGAGCUUCCUCCGUGGUCACUCAGUCGAUCGCCGCCCCGAACUGGCUCCACAAGCACCUGAUAGGACCGAAGGGAGCCACCCUGGCCGCCCUCGUUCCGAACAGAGGAAGUGUGCAGAUUGAGUUCGACGAUUCGAACCAGAUCUUCCUGGAGGGAUCUCCGGAAGAGGUAAAGGCUGCUUUUGAGCCGCUGAGCAAGGAAGUCGCCCGUCUUCAAAUCGAGCUCUCGAUUGAGAAGGUCAAGGUUCACCCGACCCUACAUCGCCACGUGAUUGGACGCGGAGGAUCGUUGAUCUCAAAGAUCAAGAUCAGACGGGAGUGCAGAUCACGAUCCCGAACGAGGAGACGAACUCGGACGAGAUUGUCGUCGAGGGAAAGAAGGACGGAGUGAAGAAGGCGGUUGCCGAGAUUCGUGCCAUCGUGACGAAGAUAGAGAACGAGAAGUCGAAGGACAUCAUCAUUCCGCAGAGACUUCACAAGUUGAUCAUAGGAACGAAGGGAUCCGGAGUGCAGGUCAUCCGUGACGCCACCCGAACGUUUCGAUAGUGUUCCCGGACGCCAAGUCUAAGUCGGAUGUUGUCAACAUUCGCGGAGAUAAGGCCGAAGUUGAUGCUGUCUACAAAAGCUGACUGUUCUCUCCAAGGAAUAUGUAAGUUUGAACGCGUCUUGUUUCUCGAAUCUAUGUGAAUCUAUUUUCAGGCUGAGAACAACUACCAACAGACUGUCGCCAUCUUCAAGGAGUUCUUGAAGCACAUCGUCGGAAAGGGUGGAGCCACGAUCCGCAAGCUCCGCGACGAGACGGAGACCCGCAUCGACCUGCCGGAGGCCGGAUCCGACGACGGAAAGAUCACGGUGACUGGAAAGCAAGCGAACGUCGAGAAGGCGGUAGCCCAGCUGAACAAGAUUCAGGAGGAGCUCGCCAAUGUCGCCGAGGAGUCGAUCGAGAUUCCGACGAAGGUUCAGAGCCGCUUCUUUGGAAACGGACGUCGUCUGAUUGCCGACAUCGAGGAGGAGUGCGGAGGAGUUCACAUCAAGUUCCCGACCGAGAAGAGCGAAUCGACGAAGGUGACGAUCCGCGGACCGGCCGGAGAUGUGAAGAAGGCUGUCGCCCUGCUGUCGGCUCUCGCCAAGGACAAGGAGGACAACUAUGUCGAGGACACCGUCAAGGCCAAGGCCGAGUUCCAUCGUUUCCUGAUAGGAAAGGGCGGAUCGAAGAUAGCGAAGCUCCGCGACACGCUCAAUGUGCGCGUCAUGUUCCCGAAGGAGGGCGACGCCGAGAAGGAGACGAUCCAUUUGCUCGGAAAGAAGGACGACGUACCGAAGGCGAAGGCCGCGCUCGAGGAGGCGAUCAAGCAGCUCUCGGAAACGGUCGACAUCAAGAUUCACGUCGAACAGAAGCACUACAAGCAGUUCCUCGCUCGCGGAGCCGCUCUCAUUAAGGAGAUUCAGGAGCAGAACGGCGGCGUCGUCAUCUCAUUCCCGAAGAACGGCACCGACAGCGAUGAGGUGUCGAUCCGCGGUUCGAAGCAGUGCGUCGAGGCCGCGAAGGCUCGCAUCGAGGACAUUGUCGAGGAUUACGAGAAGCAGGUCACCGACACCGUCUCCAUCCCGGCUCAAUUCCACCGUGGACUGCUCGCGGGACGUGGAGCCAAGAUUCACGAGCUGCAAUCGAAGUUCAACGUGUCGAUCCGCUUCCCGAACAACCGCGAGGAGGGAGCCGAAGGAACCGACGUGGUAACCGUCUCAGGACGUGACACGAAGGUCGAGGAGGCCAAGGAGGCUCUUCUGGCUCUGGUGCCGAUCUCGAAGGUCAUCCAGCUGCCAGUCGACAUGCAUCGUUCGAUCAUUGGACGUGGUGGAGAGACUGUAAGUGAUAUUCGACUUUUUUGCCCGUUUCAACCAGAUACUCAUUUCAGGUGCGCAAGCUGAUGCAAGACUACGACGUGAACAUCUCGAUCCCGAAGGACAACUCGUCGGAAGACAUCACCGUCACCGGACAAGUCGAGAACGUCGAUCAGGCCCUGGAGGCUCUCCGAGAGAAGCUCACCGAUUACGAGGCUCAGGCCGAGGACCGCAAGCUGAAGCAGUGGUCGAUGACGCUGAACGUGCCGACCGACUACCAUCAGAAGAUCAUCGGACAUCGUGGAGCGACGAUCAUGGCGCUCAAGGACAAGUUCGGAGUGAUCAUUAACGUGCCGCGCGAGGAGGGCAACGAGACGAUCACGAUCUCGGGAUACGAGGAGAAGGCGAAGGCGUGCGCCGCCGAGAUUGAGGAAAUGAUCUCGGAGCUGCGCUCGAUGUUCACUCAGGAGAUCUCGCUCGACUCUCGCUACCACCCGCGUCUCAUCGGACACGGCGGCAAGAAUCUGAAGAAGGUGAUGGACGACUACCGUGUCGAGAUUCGCCUUCCGCGCCAGGGAGCCGAGGACCCGAACCUUGUGGUAGUCGCCGGAAAGGACGAGAACGACGUCUACGACUGCAUCGACUUUUUGCGCGCCGAGGAGGAGGAGUUCUUGCUCGACAAUGUUGAGAGAGUGAGUUUUUCAGACGUUUUUCGGUAUAAUCUUUUUAAAUUUUCAGACCCAGUACCUGUCGCCACGUCAUCAGGAAUCAUCGUCGUCUCGCCAGCACCAGGCUCCGGUCACCGUUCAAAUGAAGGGCGCCCCGUGGCAAUUGGACAUUGGAAGCUCGGAGCAGUUCCCAGACAUGGGCGCUUCGUCGGCUCCAACUGCCGCUGCCGGAGGAGCCUGGGGAGCCGGACGCCGUCAUUGGUAA